AGAAAGCUCAUUAAUAGCGACCUUGUGUUAAUCGGCGGUUUGAAGAUCUUCCAUACUAUAAUUUUGUAAGUUUAGUUAACGUGAAUCAUCGAAAGGUGCUGUGGUUUUAUGUGAAAAGUAUUAAUGUUGAAAAUUUAAACAAAUUAUAAAUAUAGAAUGGCAGUUAUGAAGGGUCACUUAUUAAUCCAGGCAUUUUUCCUAUGUGUGUUAGCGAUAUAUGUCACAAAGGGUCUACAAUCAGAUGAGCUUACACAAUACGAGACCAGGAACAGUCCUCCACUUGCAAGAGCUGAAAGAGCUACUAAAACGACACCAAGGCCAGGUUUUUUCAACACAUUGUUUUCCGUCCUGUAUGAACAAUGGGAUGAUACAAGAAAGACCUCGGGAGCAGUUAGCAAAGCGGUUAACGAUAAUUUCCUUCCAGAAGGGAAAAAUGGUGCUACACCACCUCCUACCGUUGUUAAUGGAACGACAACAGAAGAAACACGAAUAACGAGAACAGAAUUACAAAAAAUUUUACUCAGAAAUCUAAGAGGAAUACAGAAAUUGUUCCAGGUCGAAUUAAACGAUGCAUUAAAAGAAUCAAGGAAAACUUACCAAGACUUUAACAAAAAUGUAUCAAGAGAAAUGCUAAAAUUCCUUUAGAGAAGCUAGAUUAAGAAGUCUGGUAUUGUGGUGAUAGAUCUUAGUCAAUAUUUUAUAAAACAAAUUGUAUAUAUACCAAAUAAUAAGUAAUUAAAGUUUAAAAUACAUAUUUUCACAAA
This is a messenger RNA of Diabrotica virgifera virgifera (western corn rootworm), 764 nucleotides long. RefSeq lists its product as uncharacterized. Lineage: Eukaryota; Metazoa; Arthropoda; Insecta; Coleoptera; Chrysomelidae. The record is from RefSeq and is a predicted model, not a curated record. The coding region runs from base 157 to 645 and encodes 162 amino acids. The transcript is spliced from 6 exons.